AUGCGCUACACCAGGCCCUCAUGGCUAGUCCACGGCGGCGAGAAGAAGGACCACGAGGUCUAUAGCUGCCACGUCUCGCCGGAUGGAUCACGCCUGGCUACAGCCGGCGGCGACGGACAUGUGCGCAUAUGGUCAACCGACGCUAUCCUCAACGCGUCUGAUCCUUCAUACACGAAGCCGAAGCAGCUUGCCUGGCUUUCCAACCACUCCGGCACGGUCCAUUCGGUGCGCUUCAGCUCGAAUGGAAAGUAUCUGGCAUCCGGAGCGGACGACAAGAUAGUAUGCGUCUACACGCUCGAUCCAGGUCCACCGCAGCAUUCGACCUUUGGCAGCAGCGAAGCACCGCCGGCCGAGAACUGGCGCAUAUUCAGGAGGCUGAUUGGACACGACAACGACGUUCAAGAUCUGGGGUGGAGUUGCGAUAGUUCGAUCCUGGUUUCAGUGGGGCUGGACAGCAAAGUGGUGGUUUGGUCCGGGAGCACAUUUGAGAAGCUGAAGACGCUCGCGCAACACCAGUCGCAUGUCAAGGGCAUUACUUUUGAUCCCGCCAACAAAUAUUUCGCGACCGCUAGCGAUGAUCGAACUAUCAAGAUCUACCGCUUUACAUCUCCGCCGCCGAAUGCGACGGCAUAUGAUCAGACGAGCAAUUUCACUCUGGAAACGACUGUGGCUGCUCCAUUUACCACGUCACCACUCACGACUUACUUUCGUCGAUGCUCAUGGAGUCCGGAGGGUGCACACAUUGCCGCGGCAAAUGCUGUCAAUGGACCCGUCAGUGCUGUAGCUAUCGUCAGUCGAGGCACAUGGGACAGCGAGAUCAAUCUCAUAGGUCAUGAGGGUCCUGUCGAGGUUUGCGCAUUCUCACCGAGGCUUUUCUGCAGAGAACCACCGCCCCCGAUCAGGGACUCAAAAGACUAUGUGUCUCCCAGUGCUGUCACUGUGGUGGCAUGUGCUGGACAGGACAAGACACUAAGCGUGUGGAACACGAGCUUUCCUCGACCUUUCCUCACCACUGCCGAGCUGAGUCACAAGGCGAUAAGUGACCUGGCAUGGGGACCGKACGGUGAGACUCUCUAUGUUACGGCUCUGGAUGGCAUGAUCUCUGCGCUGGUGUUUGAGAAAGGCGAAUUGGGUUACCCAGCGCCUUCAGGGGACUACGACAAAGCACUGGCCAAGUAUGGCGCUGGCAGGAGGGUGGGCAUCGUCGAGAACACAGAUGCACUACGAUUAGAAGAAGGCAGCAAGGCUGGCGAGCUCAAAGACGUCGAGGGUCGGAUGGGCGAGCUAAUGGGUGAUGGACACGCUCAGACCGGUGCACUUGUGAAUGGCGAUACUCCCAUGAAGGAUGUUGCAAGCGCUCCAGCUACCAACGGCGCGGCGGUCGAGCCCACUCCCGCACCUGUACCUCCUGUGGAUCCUCAGGUCGAAAGGGUAGACAAGCUGAAGCAGCGAGUUACGAUCACCAAGGACGGCAAAAAGCGAGUUGCGCCACUGCUGCUUUCAUCCUCUAACCAAGGAGAAGCGAACUUGCCACGACCUCAGUUGCAGGCUGCAGUGCGGCAAGGCGCAGCGUCCGACGAGCCUACAAAAAUUCUGGACCUCAGCAAGCCUUACGAUGGGCUGCCAAAAGGCGGACUCGCAAGCCUGCUGAUGGGCAACAAGCGCAAGUAUGCAGAGAUGGCUGACGGCGAGGGCGAAGAGAGACAGAAUGAGAAGCGCGUUCUUGCAGCACAGCAGGCUGGUGCCACGCCUGUCGUGCACAAUACAGACAACGGACUUGUGCCCGCGACAUCCUCGACAGCGCCAGCAAGACCUGCCGAAACGCCAGAUGCCUUGCGGCCUGCACUCAUAAAUCCCAGCACGACCGUGAGUCAAGUACGCCUCGCAGUACCAUUGAUUAGGACUGUGGUCCAACGACCACUCGACCCCAGCAAGGGCGGCGCAGAUGCAGAGCAGCUGGCCAAUGGUGGCGAUGGCUCCGAGGGUGAAUCUUCAGUGGUCUUCGAAGCGCGCAAUGCAUCUGGACCAAGUCGGACAGGGCGGUCGCAGGACAAAGAACCUACGCGAAUAAGUUUGACAAAACGAGGCCAGGCGCUCUGGCAAGAUUUCCUCCCACGCGCCGUACUACUGGUCACCGGGAAUCGAAACUUUUGGGCAGCGUCGUGCGAGGAUGGGUCGGUUCACGUCUGGACACCAGCUGGUCGCCGCCUGAUGAACGCGUCGGUGCUGGAAGCGCAGCCCGUCAUCUUAGACUGUCGAGGCUGGUGGAUGCUGGCUGUAACCGCUAUUGGACAGUGCUAUGUUUGGAACAUCAAGACUAUGAGUGCUCCGCAUCCUCCCAUUCAUAUGGCACCAAUACUUGACAUGGCUACGCAAACUCAGCAAGGCCACCUCACCUCAGGUCCGAGUCUUAUGUUCGCUCGGCUGAAUAGUCGAGGCCGCAUCGUUGUUGGCAUGAGCAACGGCGAUGGAUUUGCAUACAAUCCCGCCAUGUUCGUAUGGCAACGACUCAGCGAGCCGUGGUGGGCAGUGGGAUCACAGUAUUGGAACACCACCGACACUAGCAUCACGAACAUAGCCACCGCCGCGAAAGCAGGCGCUGCCGCGAAAAUGGAUGAUGGAACGACAUUCCUCGACGARAUUCACCCGGAAAACAUCUCGGCGGGGAUCAUUCCUUUGCUGGAACGAWAUACCACUUCGCAAGCUCUCCUCAAAGGACGUGCAUAUUUCCUGCAACGCCUUGUCAAGCAGCUCCUCUCCGCCGAAGGCUUUGAAGGGUUCGAGUCCUCUGUAUCUGUGGCGCAUCUUGAGAAUCGACUGGCCGCAGCGCAGACACUGGGCUCCAAAGAUGAGUUCCGCGUAUACCUCGUCAUGUACGCCAAGCGCAUUGGGGCCGAGGGCCUGCGGGGAAAAGUGGAUGAGCUGCUCAAGGGUUUGACGGGCAAGGUAUUUGACGAUGUAGAUUCGAACGCAGGGGUUGAAUGGAGCACGACAGWUGAGAUUGUCGGAUGGAAGAGAGUGGACCUGUUAAAGGAAGUUGUCACAGUCUUGGGCAAGCACAGGGACCUGCAGCGGCUCACUGUGCCCUAUGCGAGAUAUCUGGGCGUCAAUACGGACAUGGCGAUGGUCACAGACGGCUGA
Ramularia collo-cygni is the source of this 3141-nucleotide messenger RNA. RefSeq names its product probable Protein HIR1. Gene Ontology annotation, biological process: chromatin remodeling; DNA-templated transcription; regulation of DNA-templated transcription. The record is from RefSeq and is a predicted model, not a curated record. Bases 1 to 3141 code for a protein of 1046 amino acids. Gene Ontology annotation, cellular component: HIR complex; nucleus. The transcript has a single exon. NCBI's taxonomy places the organism in Eukaryota, Fungi, Ascomycota, Dothideomycetes, Mycosphaerellales, Mycosphaerellaceae. Gene Ontology annotation, molecular function: nucleosome binding; protein binding.